Messenger RNA from Aspergillus japonicus CBS 114.51, 1050 nucleotides. Its product is annotated as NAD(P)-dependent oxidoreductase. Gene Ontology annotation, molecular function: oxidoreductase activity, acting on the CH-OH group of donors, NAD or NADP as acceptor; NAD binding; NADP binding. The transcript has 2 exons. Bases 62 to 991 code for a protein of 309 amino acids. Lineage: Eukaryota; Fungi; Ascomycota; Eurotiomycetes; Eurotiales; Aspergillaceae. The record is from RefSeq and is a predicted model, not a curated record.
UCUGCAUUGCGUCUGCAUCUCCCCUUUCCUUUACCUCGCCUCAGCUUAACCCUGAACCAAAAUGGCCAACGAACGCAUCGCCUGGAUCGGCCUGGGUAACAUCGGCCGCGGCAUGUCCCGCAACAUCGCCACCAAAGGCCCGCAAACCAGCCCGAUCACCCUGUACAACCGCACCGCCGCGCGCGCCGAGUCCUUCGCCGCGACGCUGCCCGCCGACCGGGCGAGCGUGGCGACCGGCCUCCCCGCCGCCGUCUCGGCGGCGACCAUCAUCUUCAUCUGCGUCGGCGACGACGCCGCCCUGGACGCGAUCAUCGACACGCUCACCUCCGCCGCGGACCUCGACCUGAGCGCCAAAAUCCUGGUCGACUGCUCCACCGUCCACCCGGACACCUCGCGGCGCGUCGCCGGCACCCUCACCGACCGGGGGGCCCGCUUCGUCGCGUGCCCGGUGUUCGGCGCCCCCGCCGCGGCCGACGCCGGCCAGCUGGUGGUGGUCCCGGCCGGCCCGCCGGGGGCCAUCGACCGCAUCGCCCCGUUCCUGGAGGGGGUCGUCGCGAAGGCCGUGGUGCCGAUGCCCGGCGCGGACGUGGGGCGGGCCACGACGCUCAAGGUCCUGGGCAACACCUUCAUCUUGAACACGGUCGAGAGUCUGGCCGAGGGGCUGGUGGCGGCCGAGAAAUCCGGGCUCGGGGCCGACGUCUACCAGGAGUUUAUCCAUCGCAUGUUCCCGGGUCCGUUCGCGGCGUACGCCGACCGCAUGGUCUCCGGGGAUUACUGCCGGCGCGCGGAGCCGCUGUUCGCGGUGGACCUCGCCCGCAAGGAUCUGCGGCAUGCGGGCAGUCUGGCGGCUGCCGCGGGCAUGCGGUUGCGCAGUGUCGAGGUGACGGAUGGGUAUUUGCAGGAGGUCAAGCGGGAGAAGGGGGAGAAGGGCGAUAUUGCGGCGGUGUAUGGGGCGGUGCGGAAGGAGGCCGGGUUGGGGUUUGACAAUUGAUUGUUUUUUUUUUUUUUGUAUAUUGUACUCUUACUGCGGGGCGGUGCGGUGCGGUGCGG